Messenger RNA from Nymphaea colorata (pocket water lily), 1385 nucleotides. Its product is annotated as protein SLOW GREEN 1, chloroplastic-like. The record is from RefSeq and is a predicted model, not a curated record. The transcript has 2 exons. NCBI's taxonomy places the organism in Eukaryota, Viridiplantae, Streptophyta, Magnoliopsida, Nymphaeales, Nymphaeaceae. Bases 29 to 1066 code for a protein of 345 amino acids. Gene Ontology annotation, cellular component: chloroplast thylakoid membrane. Gene Ontology annotation, molecular function: protein binding.
GGAGGAGGGGGAGAAGAAGCGGGAGGAAAUGGAAGCAGUUGCUGGCAUCCAUGGCUCCUCUAUCCCUCUCUCUUCGUCACAGUCCUCUUUGUCGUCUCCUUUCUCCAGUACAUGCUCGUUUAUCCUCAGAAUCCCAAGAAAACCCACCACCAUCCCCAAGUCCCACAGAAGCGCUCGGAUUAUCGCGGCGACUAGGAGAAGCGGUUUGGCAGCCAUGGAAAACCAAAUGUCCGGCCCUCUUCAAGCCCUGGUGUCGGUCUUCCGCAGCAGUGGCGUCUUCCUGACGACCACCAUCGUCUUCCUUGGCUGCCUCUGCUCCCCUUCUGCCGCAAACACGCUCCCUUCUGCCACCCCGGCUGUCGCAGAAGCUGCGGAGAACGAGACGGCGGAGGAGAAGGAGAGGUUUGUGGAGGAGUACCUAGAGGCGAACCCCGAUGAUGUCGAUGCCCUCAAGGCACUUCUGGAGGUGAAAGUCGAGGCUGCAAAUCUGCUGGAGGCGAUAUCGGCCGUCGAUCGCCUCGCCGCCGUCGAGCCGGCUGAGAAGAGAUGGCCAUUGACGCGAGCUCAGCUCCUGAACCGUGUGGGCGACGUCGAGGCAGCGGUGCAGGGGUUCGAGGAGAUCCUCGCCGAAGAGCCCCUCUCCGUCGAGGCCUACCAGGGACUGGUGAGUAUCGCCGCCUCGCAAUCGCAGUCGUUUGAGGAAUUGGACACUAUCUCGAGGAGAAUAGAAUCGGCCAUGGCACGGUGCCGGAAGGAGAAGAGGAAGGAAGAAAUUCGCGAUUUUCGGUUGCUCAUGGCGCAAAUUAAGGUAAUCAGGGGCCAGUAUGAUGAAGCAUUAAAGGUUUACCAGGAGCUCGUGAAGGAGGAGCCCAGGGAUUUCAGGCCCUAUCUUUGUCAAGGCGUCCUUUACACGCUUAUGAGGAAGAAGGUUGACGCAGAGAAGCAAUUUGAGAAGUGCCGGCGACUCGUUCCCAGGGGUCAUCCUUAUACCAGAGUCUUCGGUGACAAUGUACUGUCGACCAACGUUUUCUCUCGACUGUCUGAGAAGCAGGGUGCCAGGAGAUGACAAUGGUUGAGCUUGGGUGGUACCUACAUUUUCUUCGAGAUGUGUUCGUGCCUCGCCGUGAUAGGCCCUCAAUAUAGCUUGCAGCUUUACGGUAUUAAUUUCCUGUGAAGCGGUUUCUGUUAGCAGUUUCAAUUUUGUGACUUGUCUACUGGUUGGCUGUCAAAGACUGAAGGGGAGCUUGAUCCGGUUAGGGCUUCUCCAGGGCAGUCAUCUUCUUCCCUCAAUUCAGAGUUUUUAUGGCAAAAAUGCUUGGAGAUUUAAAGUUAAUUUCUGCGUUUUGCCCUUUUUAAUGAUGAAAUAGCCCAUUAGUACGUGCGUA